Molecule: messenger RNA, 1680 nt
Organism: Spinacia oleracea (spinach)
Lineage: Eukaryota; Viridiplantae; Streptophyta; Magnoliopsida; Caryophyllales; Amaranthaceae
Product: receptor-like protein EIX2
Exons: 1
Coding region: 655-1461 (268 amino acids)
Molecular function (GO): protein binding
Source: RefSeq, a predicted model, not a curated record
ACUUCUAUGCUAGAACCUGCAAAAUCCAUGGUCCAUUCCCUCAAUGGCUCAAAACACAAAAGAAUCUCAGUAGUUUGGAUUUGUCUGGUGCGGGAAUUCAUGGGCCGUUGCCAAAAUGGUUACAAAAUAUGCAAUCACUUACUGAUGUGCAUCUCUCCAACAAUCAAAUUUCUGGGUGUCUCAUAUUUCCCAUUAACUUUGAAGAAUUGGAUCUCUCAAAUAAUUCAUUAUCUUGCCAAUAUAUGACUAAUACCAGCCGUAGAACUACACUCAAUUAUAAUGCUAAUACAUUUGAUCUCUCUAAUAAUUUUAUUUCAGGGCAAUUUCUUGAACAUUUAUCUCAUGAAAUGCUUGCUCUGAGUUCUCUCCUCCUAUCUAAUAACAAGAUAAAUGGUUCAAUCCCAAAGUCUAUGUGUCAUUUUACAACCUUGCAAGUUCUAAAUCUUCAAAAGAAUAGACUGUCAGGGACAAUACCACAUUGUUUGCGUGACCUUUACAACCUUGAAUUUGUAAGUCUCUCAUUCAACAAGCUCUCAGGGGAUAUUCCUUGCUUCUAUAGUACUACUACCCUGUCAUAUCUGCACUUAAAUGAAAAUAUGUUGAGUGGACAACUCCCUUCUUGCUUAGCUAACCUCUCGGGUUUUAACAUUUUGGAUGUUGGCGAAAAUAAUCUCAGGUGAGAUACCAACAUUCAAUGUUCAAGGCUUGCGAAUACUUCGGCUGAGAAAUAAUAAACUCGAAGGCAGUAUCCCCGAGGAGUUGUGCUCAUUGUCUAACCUACAAAUCUUGGACCUUGGCCAUAAUUAUUUAACUGGAACAAUUCCUUCCUGUCUGAGCAACCUCACACAGAUGAAUUUCGGUGAUCGUCUAGAAGACUUUCCUUACGAGGAUGACGUCAAUGAGGUUAUCAAGGGAAUAGAGCGUGAAUAUACAACCACCUUAGGGUACAUGGUGAACAUCGACUUUUCAUGCAACAAACUAAUUGGUAGCAUUCCUGAGGAGAUCACAAAUCUCUCUUAUUUGCUCAGCGUGAACUUAUCUUACAAUCAAUUAUCAGGACAAAUCCCUGGUAGAAUAGGUGGUUUGAAAUCCUUGGAAUCUCUUGAUUUAUCAAGGAAUAAACUCCAGGGAACAAUCCCAACAAGCAUGGGUGUCAUAUACUCGUUGGAGUUCCUUGACUUAUCCUACAACAAUCUUUCUGGUCAAAUCCCAACUGGAAGCCAGUUGCAAACCUUCACCAACUCUUCCUACAUAGAUAAUCCACAUCUUUGUGGAUACCCACUUUCCAAGAAAUGCAAAGGCGAUAAUGACUCACCAAAUGGUACGUCAGGGGCUCAACACAACGAAGAUGCAGAAAGUGAGGACAAGCGUGAGACAAUGUGGUUCUACCUGGUUGUGAUGUCAGGAUUUGGUACCGGGUUUUGGUGUGUUGUUGGGACUUUAUUUCUGAAAAAGAGUUAGAGGCAUGCUUUUUUUAGGCGUGUUGAAGAUGCACAAGACCAGUGUAUAAAAAGGCGCGCCUAGGCUCUGAGGCGCAAGGCGAUUGGAGCCAGCGCCUUUUAUUGUCUAGGGGAGGCGAUUUCAAUGAGGCGCACCUAAGGCGCAAAAAGGCGCACCAAGGCGCAAAAAGGCGCACUUUGAGGCGCAAAAAGGCGCAAAAAAGGCGCACCUACCAAGAGA